Messenger RNA from Falco peregrinus (peregrine falcon), 7264 nucleotides. It is a transcript of the gene METTL25, whose product is annotated as methyltransferase like 25. The record is from RefSeq and is a predicted model, not a curated record. The transcript is spliced from 10 exons. The coding region runs from base 1 to 1611 and encodes 536 amino acids. NCBI's taxonomy places the organism in Eukaryota, Metazoa, Chordata, Aves, Falconiformes, Falconidae.
AUGUCGCGGCCGCCCGGCGCGCUGCCGCCCCAGCUGUCGCCGGCGGAGGCGGCGGGGACGCUGCGGCGCGUGGCGCAGUUCCUGGCGCGCGCGCUGCCGCUGUGCCGCGCCCACACGGUGGAGUUCUACACGCGCGGGCUGUGGGACCGGCUGGUGGCGCCGCGCCCCGUCGCCGUGCUGGAGGCGCUGGGCUCCGCCGGGCCGCUGGCGCUGCGGCGCCCCCUGGGGGAGGCCUCCGGCGCCGCGGCAGCGCCGUGGGAUGACAUGUUUUCCAAUGUGUUUUGUGAAAACUCCAAGAAGCUUAUCAAUGUACAUUUGUUUGCCCUGGCUGCUAAAUACUAUUCUUUAUCCAACCUUGGAGUAUGUACCCCAUUAAAAGAUGUACUUGAAGCACUGAGGGGAGACAGUCAAGGAACAACAGGUAUCAAAACUGAUGAGUUUAUGAAUAAUAAGAAAUCACAUGAAGUGCAGGUGAUGUCAGAGCUGGUAGUCCACAUGGCGAACUAUUGUGGUAUAAAGCAGGUGAUUGAUAUAGGCUCUGGAAAAGGCUACCUGAGUUCAUUUUUGUCCAUGCAAUAUAACUUAAAAGUUUAUGGAAUUGACUCUUCAAACAGCAACACUGAUGGUGCUCAUGAAAGGAACAGAAAAUUGAAGAAACACUGGAGAGCGUAUCAGAGUCGAGGACGAGAAAACCUCAAAAGCCAGAGGUUGGAAAAAGCAAAUGACAGGCCAGCGGAAAGUGAAAUUAAAUGUAAAGCAAUCAAUGAACAGCCCUUAAAUGAUUACAGUAGUCUUCAAAGUCAGGACCAAAUGACUAUCCAAGAUUUAGUUCCUUGUGGUUUCACAGAAAUAGCUACAUCUGAAACCAGCAAACAAACUGAAGUUGAUAUGGUGGCUCAGACACAAUCUGAUGAGAGCAAACUUUCUGAAGAGGUUCUUGCUAUUCUAAAUUUUCUGCCUGCUGAUGCUGUAGAAGUUUUUUCUUCAUCUGAGUGUAACUAUGGGGAACUCUGUGAAGAGGAAAAAGCACAAAGAAAGAUGGCAUCUCUCAAGGCUAAAGCGAGCAAGUCAAGUGAAUCAAACCUGUAUUUUCCAGUGACCUCUUGCAUCACUGCAGAAACAGAACUCAGUGACAUCAUAACAGAUCUGGAGGACUGUGUGAUGGUGGGUCUACAUACAUGUGGUGAUCUUGCUGCAAAUACUCUACGAAUUUUUACUGCCAAGCCUGAAAUCAAAGCAGUUUGCAGUGUAGGCUGCUGCUACCAUCUAUUGUCAGAACAGUUUGAAAACCAAGAAGAAUGCCCCGAUGAAGUGUGGGGAUUUCCCAUGUGUCAGUACUUGAAGGAGGAGGGCUGGUGCUGUGGUCGCAAUGCUAGAAUGUCAGCAUGCUUGGCUUUGGAGCGAGUUGCAGUUGGCCAAAUGCUACCUACAGAAUCAUUGUUUUAUCGAGCUGUUCUUCAGGUUAUUAUAGAAGAAAUUUAUGGUGUCAUCAAAAGUGAUCGACAUGUUGGAAAAACUUUUUCCAAAUCGUCCUCCUUCAUAGAUUAUGUCAGAAAGUCUCUGAAAAAGCUGGAACUGGAUGAUUCAAAGACCAAACCAGGAGCCAUCUGACAAGCCUUUACAAACUUUGUAGUCCCUCUGAGGAACGUGCAAGUGGAAGCCCUGUCCCCCCCCUGCCAUGUUGGGUCUCAGUCCAACCUGUGUCAUGAGCUGCCCUGGUUUUAGUCUCUAAUCAUGUUCUACUCAUGUAAUGGUGGGUAGACUUGGAGAUAUUCAUUCCUAUUUCCACAUCUGUGCUUCUUGUACAAUACUAUUUGCAAUUUAAUCACAUAUAUUUCUUAGGUUGGUCCUACACCAGCUGCGCUUCAGAUGUUCUAAUGUUCAUCUGAUUCAUUGAACAAAACUAUGUCAAAAUGUGUUGAAUGGAACAUUUCACGUGUUUUUUCAUAAUUUUAAACCAUAUAAUGAAGGGACACUGCUCUAUACACAUCAUUGACAGGCAAUAUUGUGGUUAAAUGAGCAGGUGAGCCUGGGACAAGACAAAAAGCCUCUGUCCUUAUGGAGCUUGUCAGGAUAAGCCGCAUUACAGUAUUUAGAAAGCAGCAUGUUUUUAAAAAAUGAGGGUUUGAGCAGUUCCAUCCUUCCUAGAAAAUGUGUAAUGAGGUUUUCAUGGCCAUGUGAGAACAUUCUAAAGUAAUAGACUGGUCUUUAUUCUUCCACAUCUAGUACAGGUGAUAUGUUUAAAUUUUUGCAGGCAAAAGUAGUUUUUCAUAAGAAUUUCUGAUUUACUGAUCUUACAAGAUUUUGACAAAAGCAGUAUGCCGUUCUCUUAACCUAUCCCAAGGGAUUAGUUGAGUGAAGAAUUUUUAAGCUUAUAUUCAGCACCGAUACGAACUCUUUAACCAAAUGGAUUUCUUUUACUUCCUAAAUUCAAAUGGCUUAAUAUGUUAUUCAUUUCUCAUCUGUUCUGAAAAUUGAGUCUUAACUAGAGAAUUACUACUGGCACAUUCAUAAUUUAAGUUUUAGUGUGUUGUGCUAUUUGAGACACCAGCGGGCUAAACCAGUUUUGUUUUCAAAUAGUUUUCAUGGAAGAAUAUUAAGUGCCACCACAAUGUUUUCUGAGAACUUGGUGGGUUUUGUUACAGUCUCUCUCUUUUUUUUUUUUUUUUUUUUUUUUUCCCCUCCAUUUCUGUCAGCUAAAUUGCAUUUAAAGAAGCUACUUGCUUGGAAGUUUAAUAUUAUUAAAGUAGACAACACUGUUGCUGCUGUGGAAAGGAUGUGACUGGCUGGCUCUUUCGCUAUGACAAAACACUCAAGAGCACCUUCUCCCUUUCUUUGGCAUUUGUCAGUGACUUUUAAGAACGUCAUUGCACUCUGUUCUUUUAUGAAGUUAAUAAAAUGCCCAUUUUGACUUAAUAUGUUGCAACCCUCACCUCUUUAAUCCUCCCAAACUACCAUGCUUAUAGAAAGUCAUCCCAAGGUCAUACUGAAAGAGAAAAAGAUACAUCUGGUAACUGGUGAUGUAGUAAGAUUGUGCCGUGUGUCCUGUAGGAUCUGCACUGGACCUUUCUGAGCUUAUGUAGGUCAUGUAGUGCAUCCUAUUUCCAUGCUUGCCUGAAAAUUUGAAUACUGAUAUAAUGUGAGCCAAUGAUCAAUAUGCUGAAUGAGAAAAAAAGGAGCCAUCAGUUUGGUCAUUUUCAUACAGGACAAUUUUUUACAACUUAUUUUAAUAAGACAGAGAAGAGGACAUUGGGCAAAUGGACAUGUGCCUCUCUUAGCUUACCAUAGAGUGUCUCCUCAGCAAUGACUAGUGGAAUGUCAUAAAACGCAGUUUGUGAAUGAAGGGAAAUAAAAGGAAGAAUCUUUCCGUGUGGCUUAAUUUUACUGUUGUUUUAAAAAGUGUUGAAAAACCACAUACUUAAUACUGAGGAACUGUCAGUUGUGGUAUUGUGUAAUAUGUUAAGACAUGAACUAGCCUGAAUAUAUACAACUAUACUGGGAACUAAAAAGGAGAAUUUUUGCAGAAAUUGGGAGAGGGACUCUUACCCUGAGAUUUGUUGUGAUCUUGAUCCGCAUCAAAUUUAGUGUUGAUACCUUUAAAUGACAGGGAAUACCUCAAACUGGUUUGUCUUUGCUAAAUUUAUUUCUAAUUUUUAUGCUUUUUAUUGUGUACAGCCAUUGGGCAAACAUGCAGCCAAAGCCAAAACUAUAUUUUCCACUUUCCCAUGAACUCUAACAUGGUAAUGAAUGGAAUCUAAACAGUCAGAAAAUGAAGGCACUAAGUGAGUUUACACACUUAAUGCAUUUUACAAUUGUUGAAAGGUUGACUUUCUCAACUGUUUUUUUGGACAGAAGGAAUUUCGGCUCACAGAUUUCCUGAUUCCUUUGUUAGGGGAAUACUGAAUUAAGGCUCAGGUAACACUAGUAUUACAGCCUAUAAAGUAUGUGCACAUAAUGCUGUUUUCAAGUAUAAUUGUUUUUCAAACAGACAAAAUGCUAUUCCAGUUAUGAUAGCAUAAGAUUUUAGUCUGACAAGGAAUCUUAAAGAGAUGGGACUUUUACUUCAAUUAUAAAUAAUAUAGAUUGCUUUCAUUUGAAAUGCAUUUUAAACCAAGUUCUAAAUAAACUUAUUUCUCUCAGUAAUUUCAUUAUCUGUUUUACAUAUUUUACACUGUGUUAAAUUAUAUGGCAUUAAUAUUAACUACCUUAGUCAUGGGAAAAAUUGUAAAAAGUUGCUAUAUGUUAUGGUCUCCCAAGUGUUUUGAACUGGUCUAAGACGCUGCUCUGCUAAAAGGGCUGCCUUACUGCUUUCUUGUACUCUUGCUAACGUUCAUAAUAACUCUGGUACAAGAAGAGAGAGGAAACAUGGAAAUGUGCAGUCAGUGCCAGGGAAAGCAGUCCCUUUGAGGCAGCAAAGAGGAAUUACAUCUGUUUAAACAGACUGUGAAACAGCAUCCUUAGGCUCUGUCUCUCCUUUGUAGGGCGUGUGCAGCAUUAGACAGUAAAAGAGACUUUCAUUCAAUCAAAAUACUCUUAGUCUAGGGAAAGACACAGUUCUGAAAAAAUACAGAAUACUCUCUGGAGAAAUUAUAAGUGUGGUAUCACUAAUUGUCACACACCUUGUGCCUGAAUGUUUUCUUUUCUGUCCAUGCUCAAUCAGCAUGUUUGUUGGAUCACAGUCUAACUUGGGUGUGCUUGGGUGUGUGGUAUCUCAUGUGUUCACAACAGAUGAACCUGGCCUUUGGUAUAGUUUUAGUAUCACCUCCAGCAUAUGGUAUAAUUGUCAGUAGAGACCUUGCUGCCCUCUAGUUCCUCUUGGUUGUUUCAGCUAUUUGAGUGACCACACCAGUCCACAAAGAAAUUAGUUUAAAAGAAAGCCUGCACCACCAUCACAGUGCAAAGACCAAGAGACAUUGUAGCUAAAUCAGCAAAGAAAUUCUGGCCAAAACCUUUCUGUAUGUAUUCAAGGUUACUUGAGUUUCAGUACCAUAAGCUAGAUCUUUGAGUGUAGAAUCAUUAUUAAGACAAGUGCAUGAUAUACAUAUUUGGGUUUUUUCAUGCAUUUUCACUCAGGCCGUAAGUUCAUGGUAUCAACAUCAUAACGUAAGAAAAAAGUUCGGUGCAUACAUUUAAAGAAAUUUUGGGGGAUACACAAAUCUGUGGCAACCCUGUGUAGAGAACAGUUGUGUGGACAACUCCAGUGGCUAAAUGGGGCUUGCUUUGCAUGUGUAAGUACAAUUCUGUUCCUGAAGAUGCAAUCAAUGAUUUACUCCUGCUUCACUUUGGAAGGACAGCUGAAGAUUGUGUUUGGUACUUUCUAAGAACUGAGGCCAGGUGGCAAGCUGUUGCAGUUUCAGACAAAGCCAGUGGUAUCUGGGUUUUAGUCUUCUUCUAGUAAAUUGGACACAUAGCUAGCUACCAGUUAACCUUUUCAUGGCCUUUUCUAUCAAUGCUUUUUGUUGGAUGCUUUCUUUCUUUUCCAGCUGGGCUGUUGCACUGAAUCAGUUAACUCACCAAACUUUUAACUGAGGCACAGUUUUAAAUAGUACUAAUUUAUCCAUGGCAGCAGGAUGCAUUCAGUUGGAAUGUGCAGUUAGCAAGAAGGGAGUGGAAAAGCAUUUGGGCUCAGUACUCAGGUAUGGCAACAUCCCAGAGACACGUGUGACCCAGCUUUUUAUUUGCCAGACACUUCACAGCUUGUUAAUUGAUUGCUUGUUGAACAAUCAAGAACAUAAAGGAAGCAAAAGCAGAAAGAUUUCAUGUUCACAUUUUUACAAACACAGAUCUUUGUGUUUUAAUUCCAAAUAGCCUGUAAUUUCAAAACCCCAUUACACUAAAGCCCUUUUAAGUCUCAGUUGAAUUAAAACCUUAUAGGGCAGGGGUUAACUAAACUGGUGGGGUUUUUAUCUCCUGACUGAUAUUUUUUAGUCGGUUUGACUCUUUAGCGGGGAGAGAGAAGAAAAAAACCCUCAGAUAUUUGCACAGUUUUACUGAAAACGAAAUUGCACAAGACCAAAAAACUCCUGUUAGUCCACAUUAGUACUGCCAGAUCUGCUACUUAACCUUGCCUCUGUAGUUGGGAAAAAGUGCUUUCUGAAUUAAAAAAAUAUGACUGAAAGACUGCAAAGUUUUUCUAACCCAUCUCCUUGUUUUAAGGGAGAGUUAGAAUUUUGCAUCAUUCCUGAAAAAUACUUGUCAAAUCUUCUCCAAGAUUCCUGUGAUGCAGAAUGACAACCUCCCUGGUCCUUAAUCAGCUUCAAAGAGAGAAAGUUUCUUCAAGUUUUUGGCUGAAAUUUUUUGCUGUAAUGCAAGCCCAUUAGUUCUUAUCCUAUCCGCUGUAGACAGAGUGAACAAACUGUUCCCUGUUUCUUGGUGAUAGCCUUGUAAAAACUGUUAUUAUGCCCACUCUCAAUUUUCUCUAAUUUAGCCUGAUCAGUUCCAGUUCUCUUGGUCUUUCUUCAUAGGUCAUGUUUUCUAGAUCUCUGAUCUCUUUUCUCACCGAGGGCUUUUUCAGACUGUUCAUGUCUAUCUUUGAGAUCUGAUGCCCAGAAAUGGAUGCAGUAUUCCAGCUACAGCUUUGCUGCUGCCAAGCAGAGUUGAAGGAUUACUUCCUGCACUUUGCAGGCUGCUCUCCCAUACAUGUCGCAGAAUGGUGAUUGCUUUUUUUUUGCAGUAGCAUAACUGUGAUUCUUGCUCAGCUUGUGAUCUGCUAUAUCUCCCAGACUGUCAUUUUGUAUUCCUCAUCCUGAACAGCUGAUUAUUGCUGCCUGAAUGUAGGCCUUUCUGCUUUUCCGUACAGCAUUUCAAACUUCUUUUCUAACCAAUGCUCCAAUUGCUGAAAAUUAUUUUAGGUUCAAGCAAUGCCUUCCUGUUGCACAUUUACAGACCUAGUUAAUGCAGUUUCUGUUCUGUUGUCUGGGUUCUUAAGGAAAACAUUGCAUUUUGUAAUGGACCUUCAGUCUGCAGGUCUUUGCAGUUAUUCAGAGACUCAUUAAUAACUACUGUAUGGUUAUGGUCAUUCAAACAGUUUUCAUUUGCUUAAAUCUAAGCACUGUUUCAUAAAUUUUCUUGUGAAAUUUUGAAAUCAGAAAACUUGCUGAAAUCAAAAUAUAUAACGACCAGUUGUUUUUCGCUGUUGUGAAUCCGCUCGCCCUCCUUACAAGCAAAGUAGGCUGACUUGUGAUUUGUUCUUGACGAAUUCAUUUUGUCUAUUACACAUCUGCUUAUCUUUCAGUGUUUUAAAAUUCUUUAUUUGGUCCAUUUU